This is a messenger RNA of Lingula anatina, 1134 nucleotides long. Its product is annotated as centrosomal protein 20. Gene Ontology annotation, biological process: microtubule anchoring; cilium assembly. NCBI's taxonomy places the organism in Eukaryota, Metazoa, Brachiopoda, Lingulata, Lingulida, Lingulidae. The record is from RefSeq and is a predicted model, not a curated record. Gene Ontology annotation, molecular function: protein binding. Gene Ontology annotation, cellular component: ciliary basal body; centrosome; motile cilium.
GAAACCUGUGUAAACAAUGACGUAUCCACAGCGCACUUUUCGAAAUGGCGAACUUGCAAGAAUUGAAGACGGUGGUCAAAGAAACACUGGAAAAGCGUGGUGUACUUGGUCAGAUCAAGGCCAGGGUCAGGGCGGAGGUAUUCAAUGCACUUGAUGACCAGGCAGAUCCCAGACCUCCUCUCAGUAAUGAAAACAUGAUCAUCAAUGAGUUAAUAAGAGAAUAUCUUGAAUAUAAUAAGUACAAGUACACUGCAUCAGUGAUGCUUGCAGAAACCGGGCAGCCAAAAACACCUUUGAACAGAGAGUUCCUAGCUGAGCAAUUGAAUGUUGUAGAAGAUAAAACAGCAUCCUCUUUGAAAUUACCUCUUCUAUAUAGUAUCAUUGCUCAGUUCACCCCAGGAAGUAGACAUCAAGUAGACAAACCUGCACACCAAGAACAACAUGGUAGGGGAAGGAUGGGACUGCUGGAACAGCUAGACAGAGAUCGUAUUGGUCACAGUCAUGAUGGACUAGCACAAGACCCACUUAUAAUGAGAGGUGGAUACCGAUGAAGUACUCAAGUGUAGUCUACAAAGAAAUCAAAUACCCAUAGACUGUUAAACUGUAAUGGAAAGUAAAUUGAAGAGAAGCCAAAGAAAGUAUCACGUUCAGUAUGAUUUAAAAUCAUCUGCAUUUGGUGAUGGCAUAAAUUAACUGACUAAAGUCCAACAGCUGUUCACACCAUGGAUACAUCUUUGUCAGUUCGUGCAAUUUAGUCACUGUGACAGAGUCGGGAUGAUGUAAAGCACUUACCAAUGGCUACAAAUGAAAAAGACUUCUAUGAGGGGGCUGUUGCACCUGAAUAGACCAGAAAGCUGUUACUAAACAGAGCUGGGCUAGUUUUUUGCUGAGGUUAUUGCCAUAUAAACAAACUGCAAAACUUCCUGUAUGCUGGAGUUACCACAUUAAACGAAACAGCACAUUGAAAAAAAUACGGUAUUUAUUUAUUUAUUUAUAAAUUGUCAACGUGGAAAUAACAUGCAAUGUAUAACAAAAAGAUAACUGUUACACUGCAUUUGAACUAAAUGCAUGUGAAAUUAAUUCUCAACAAUUCUUUGCUUUUUCGUGAGCAAUGUUUAACAUUUAUAAGAAAUG